AUGAUGCUCAAGUUCAUGAUAGACCUUUUGGUUCUGAUUGGCACGACAGAUGGCCAUAUGCCGCACCAUGCGCAACAUGGAAGACAUAGCAGGAGCGCAGGACGACAUCCUCACCCAGAACUCGAAGCAUCUUCCAGCUGGGUCUCUUCUCCGGCCUCGUUACCCCUCCGCAAACGAGAUAGCGAUCCUAGCAACAUGGAAUGGAUCAAACGCUGGGCAGCCAUCGGCGACAGCUAUACAGCCGGCAUUGGUGCCGGAAGACCCCUUGGCCACAUGAUCACCGCGGACGAGGUCGCUAUAAGAGUACCUAGUGGCUUAGAUGAGGUUCGCGACAACUGGAAAUGUUCUAGAUAUGAUAUGGCCUAUCCUAAGGUUAUAGAGGCGCAGUUCGGCGCCCAUGUUGAGAAGGACGGCGGCUUCCAGUACCUCGCGUGUAGCGGCGAUCGUUCUGAACAGAUCUAUCAGCAAGCUAAGGCCUUGAAGGGCAAGCUGGAUUUUGUCACUUUUACCUCAGGCGGGAACGAUCUUUGUCUAGCCAAGAUUAUUGCAGACUGCAUCAUGCUCCCCUACGGAAAGACAUCCGCCUGCGAAACGGUCAUCGCAAAGGCCCAGGAGAAUGCGAAGUCAAUGAUCAAAGGUAACAUCAAGGAGAUUUUGGAAGCGCUCGAUGAGAAGAUGAACAAAGACGGCAUUGUCGUUGUUAACGGCUACGCGCAAUUCUUCGAUUCGACCACGGACAAUUGCGAUCACCAAUCAUGGGACAUCUUUUGGUUCCUCCCAUUAGGCAUCACUUACCGUGCUCUCACUAUCUCACGCCGCAACACCUUUAAUCAGCUGGUCCUUGACAUCAAUCAGUCCAUCGGCGACGCUGUCAACGAAGCUGCUAAAAGUGACAAGAUUAAUUAUAAAGUAGGCUAUGCCGGAUGGGAUGAUUGGGUCUCUACUGUUGUCGACGCCAGGAUGUGCUCGCCCAGCAGCAACGGCGACUACCCGGAUCCCAAACAGCCAGACAUGCACUUCAUCAAGCCUGACACGCACCCCUGGGGUAGUUGGGAAGAUGAAUUCGAACGGCAGGAGCUGCGCAAGCGCGACAUGGACCUCGAAGAAUUGCUGAAUUCAACUAGACUCUCUAACUCGGAAAAACGCCGGGUCAAUCGCGUCAAGGCCAUUAUGGAGGCCCGUGAUAGAAGAAUAGAGCGCACACUCUACGACUCUGUGCUAUACAAGUCACCCGACCCCCGCGCUGCUGUCAGACACAAGCUUGACUCCCGAGCACCCUCACCGCCGGGCUGCCCUGGGGAUGGCGGCGCUGACAUGACCUUGGGCAUGGGUAUGCCAGACCACGUUGGCCAAAAUUUCCAUCCAAACGUGGCCGGUCACACAACUAUAGCCUCUUUCGCCCUCGCUGAACUCAUGGAUCUGCGCUCCAUCGUUCUUGGUGUUGACUCGCCCGCAUGCACUGUCACGGAUGAGUUUACGUGUUUCUCAAAAACUGGUAGCAAGUUCUAUGUCAGUGGCAAUCGUACGAAUGAGAACUAUGAAGAAUUUUGUAAGGAGGUAGAAGAGAAGCACUCCAAGGACUCGAUUAAUUGGAGUUACUCCAAGAGCUACGACCUUGGCACGCCAGAAGAACAUGACUACGUCGUCAGUCUAGGGAAUGGUGUCUCGGCAUUCGAUAAAGACCAGUGCAUUGAGUCUAUGAAGAAGCUCAUCAAUUCAUGCGAUACUUCCGACAACCCCAUGAACUGGAAGGGCGGUGGACGUUAUAUUCGUGGAAGCGGAGACUACAAGUACGAGCUCAACCCCCGCCGCAGCAAUCGCCCUUGGCCAUGGCCUAAAAAUCCUUACGGCAGAUGCGAGGGCUGGUACAAGGGGACCCAUGGACGCUAUAAGGUUGAGGGUGCUGGCUUCGCCACCUGGGAUCAUGGCGGAAAGACUCUUCGGUCUAACAUGGACAGUUGCUAUGGACUCGGUACGACGUUUUGGAAAUUCGAGUACUUUGACAACCCGGCUGAUCAUGAUGGGCACGAAUGGUACGCUACCUUCAGUACGCCAAUCUGGGUUCGCGCGCGCUGUUGGAACAACAACAAGGUUGUCAAAGCCGCAGGAGGAUGGACGAAUGGGUGUAAGGGCAAUGAUUAG
This is a messenger RNA of Alternaria postmessia, 2142 nucleotides long. RefSeq lists its product as uncharacterized. NCBI's taxonomy places the organism in Eukaryota, Fungi, Ascomycota, Dothideomycetes, Pleosporales, Pleosporaceae. Gene Ontology annotation, biological process: triglyceride catabolic process. Gene Ontology annotation, molecular function: triacylglycerol lipase activity. The transcript has 2 exons. The record is from RefSeq and is a predicted model, not a curated record. The coding region runs from base 1 to 2142 and encodes 713 amino acids.